AUGUCGGCCCAAAACUCUGCAGGAAUCCAAACUCUCCUCGACGCCGAACGAGAAGCCCAGAAGAUUGUCCAGAAGUACCGCACAAAGCGAGUAAAGGACGCUAGAAACGAGGCUCAGAAGGAAAUCGACGACUACAAGAAAGAAAAGGAAGAGGAGUUCAAGAAGUUCGAGAAGGAGCAUAGUUCAGGCAACAAGAAAGCCGAGGAAGAUGCAAACAAGGAGGCUGAAGCCAAGGUCAAAGAGAUCGAGGCCAUAGGGAAGAAGUCCGGGAGCAAAGUCGUCGAACAGCUCCUUGCAGCCGUCACAAACAUCAAGCCAGAGCCUCCUAGGUGA
Lindgomyces ingoldianus is the source of this 333-nucleotide messenger RNA. Its product is annotated as V-type ATPase. NCBI's taxonomy places the organism in Eukaryota, Fungi, Ascomycota, Dothideomycetes, Pleosporales, Lindgomycetaceae. The transcript is spliced from 5 exons. Gene Ontology annotation, molecular function: proton-transporting ATPase activity, rotational mechanism. Gene Ontology annotation, biological process: proton transmembrane transport. The record is from RefSeq and is a predicted model, not a curated record. Gene Ontology annotation, cellular component: vacuolar proton-transporting V-type ATPase complex. The coding region runs from base 1 to 333 and encodes 110 amino acids.